AUGUAUAUCAUCUAUCAGUGCAACGGCCGACGCACCGGCAACACCAACGCCGACGGCGCCUACAAGCCGUCGUUCCUGACCGAUCAGGAGCUGAAGCACCUGAUCCUGGAGGCGGCCGACGGCUUCCUGUUCGUGGUGGCCUGCGACACGGGCCGCAUCAUCUACGUCUCGGACUCGGUCACGCCCGUGCUCAACCAGAGCCAGGCCGACUGGUUCGGCGCCACCAUCUUCGACAUGCUGCACCACGAGGACGUGGAGAAGGUGCGCGAGCAGCUGAGCACCCAGGACACGCAAGGCAGCGGCCGGAUACUGGACCUGAAGACCGGCACCGUCAAGAAGGAGGGACACCAGUCGACGAUGCGGCUCUGCAUGGGCUCGAGGCGGGGCUUCAUCACGCGCAUGAAGAUCGGCAACGUGCAGCCGGACAACAUGAUGUCGGCCCACCUGAACCGGCUGCGCGGCCGCAACUCGUUGGGCGCCGGCGCCGACGGCAACAACUACGCCGUCGUCCACUGCACCGGCUACAUCAAGAACUGGCCGCCCACCGAUUUCCAAGGUAUCCAACUGGAGCGGGUGGACGACGAGGUGAUGGGCAGCUCGCACUGCUGCAUGGUUGCCAUUGGCCGACUCCAGAUCACCUCGGUGCCCAGCGCCAGCGAGCUCACCAACGCCAGCAACAGCAACGAGUUCGUCAGCCGUCACGGUAUGGACGGCAAGUUCUCGUUCGUCGACCAGCGCUGCCUCAACCUGGUGGGCUACACGCCGCCCGAGCUGCUUGGCAAGCUCUGUUUCGACUUCAUCCACCCUGAGGAGCUGGCCAACGUUAAGGAGAACUUCGAGCAGGUGAUAAAGAUGAAGGGCCAAGUGAUGAGCAUUAUGUACCGGUUCCGGUCGAAGAGCCGCGAGUGGGUCUGGCUGCGCACGUCCGCCUUCGCCUUCCUCAACCCGUACACGGACGACAUCGAGUACAUCGUGUGCACCAACACGUCCGUGAAGGCGGUGGGCGGCGGCGGCGCGACGGCCGGCGCCGAGCCCGAGCACGCGGCCGACCCGUACGGCCACCCGCCGGGGCUGGACUACUCGAUGCAGCGGUACCAGCACAUGGCACACGUGCAGUCGGCGCAGCGUCCGAGCAGCACGCAGACGGCGUACAGCUACGACGCCACGCAGAGCCCGCUGGGCUACUCGCCGGUGCCGGCCGGCGGCGGCCGCGGCCUGCAGCAGUACAGCCAGAUGUCGCCGGCCCGCUCCGGCAGCGGUCAGUUUGAGAGCCGGGCUGGAACCGUGCACGAGUCCACCAGCCGGCAGCGGUCAGUCUGA
Molecule: messenger RNA, 1320 nt
Organism: Pollicipes pollicipes
Lineage: Eukaryota; Metazoa; Arthropoda; Thecostraca; Pollicipedomorpha; Pollicipedidae
Product: aryl hydrocarbon receptor nuclear translocator homolog
Exons: 8
Coding region: 1-1320 (439 amino acids)
Biological process (GO): regulation of DNA-templated transcription
Cellular component (GO): cytoplasm; nucleus; transcription regulator complex
Molecular function (GO): DNA-binding transcription factor activity
Source: RefSeq, a predicted model, not a curated record